Messenger RNA from Monoraphidium neglectum, 762 nucleotides. RefSeq names its product putative Cystinosin like protein. NCBI's taxonomy places the organism in Eukaryota, Viridiplantae, Chlorophyta, Chlorophyceae, Sphaeropleales, Selenastraceae. Gene Ontology annotation, cellular component: vacuolar membrane; fungal-type vacuole. The record is from RefSeq and is a predicted model, not a curated record. Gene Ontology annotation, biological process: L-cystine transport. The transcript has 3 exons. Gene Ontology annotation, molecular function: L-cystine transmembrane transporter activity. The coding region runs from base 1 to 762 and encodes 253 amino acids.
AUGUCACCGACCCCCAGCGACGACGUGCGCUCGUCGUACGCGGCGCUGCACGGCGGCGCCGCCCCCGACGUGAGCGCCGCCGACUUUGCAUUUGCGGGCCACGCGGUGCUGGCCACGCUGCUGGUGUCCUGGCAGUACGUCACCAUGCGCCGCCCGGAGGACAGCGGCCUCAGCCCCCUCGCGGCCGCGGCUUGCGGCGCCGCGGCGCUGGCGUGCUGCGGGGCCGUGGCCCAGAUCGGCGCGACGUGCGACGUGUACGACUGCGCGUCGUGGAUGCCGCUGCUGCUGCUGCUGGGCAGCAUCAAGGUCUGCUGCACCAUGGUCAAGUACACGCCCCAGGUGCUGCACAACCACCAGCGCCGCUCCACCGGGGGCUGGAGCCUCACCAACGUGCUGCUGGACCUGGCGGGCGGCUCCCUCAGCUUUGGCCAGGUGCUGUUUGACGCGGCGGCGCGCCACGACAUGUCGGUCAUUGCGGGAAACCCCGCAAAGCUCUGGAUCGCGGCCCUCAGCAUAGGGUAUGAUGUCAUCUUUGUCCUGCAGCACUACGUGCUCUACAAGGACGACAGUCCGACGUCCACCUCGCCACCUGGCGCCGGCGCCGGCGAGGCCGGCCGCGCCGGCGGCGCGCAAGCGCAGGUGGUCGCGACCGUGCCGGUCGCGGCGGAGCGCGGACGCGAGCAGCCGCGGCGCCGCUCCGGCGUCAGGGCGUUUGCGGAGCGUGUGCGCACCACAGUCAAGGGUGCCAAACCGCAGCCCUGA